Camellia sinensis is the source of this 1098-nucleotide messenger RNA. The record is from RefSeq and is a predicted model, not a curated record. NCBI's taxonomy places the organism in Eukaryota, Viridiplantae, Streptophyta, Magnoliopsida, Ericales, Theaceae.
AUGGAUUAUGGAGAUGGAUACCUUUAUGAUGUUGGUAUGCACAUAUGGUUGCAGUGCAACUAUAAUAAAUGUGGUUUGGGCAUUGUGUUAUUCGCGUUUGGUGGAGUGUGUGGUUUAGACAAUGAUGAAGAAUUUCAAAACAUAUUAUUUCUUGCCAAAUCAAUGGGGUUACACCAUGUAAAGGUUGUCGUUGAUUUGAAAAAUGAUAAUGGUCAGUCGAGUAGCUCUGGGUUGCUGCGUGUGGGGGGUGAGAAAGAAAUUGAUGCACUCCGGAGAUUUUGCCACCAAAAGAAGAAGGUGUUGUUGUCAGCCCCUUGGGCAAAUGAUGUCCGAACAUCGAAGAAUCCGAGAUUUAGUUCUGAUUUGGUGUCGAGUACUAUAUCUGAAAUUGUGAGGGACAAGCCAUUGACUCGGUUGUGUGAGGUGAUGACUAUUUUGAAGAGGGAUUAUGGGUUGGAGGUGAGUUACUACGUGGUACGGUUGAGCGUGGAGAAAGCAAAUGCUGUUAUUCAUGAAGAUCACUCAUUAUCGUUUGACCAGUUGCGGUGGUAUUCGGAUGCUGUGAUGCGUUACAAUCUAGGGAGUUAUGUUAAUAUUGACUAUGACGGGAGUAAUCAACAGUUUUGUCGUUUCUUUGUAUCAUUCAUUACGUGUAUUUCUGAGUACAAUUCUUGUCGGCCUUUGUUAUUCCUGGAUGGAACGUUCCUCAAAGGAAAGUACAAGGGUCACCUAUUUGCAGCAACGACGAAAGAUGGAAACAAUGGUCUAUUCCAUGUUGCAUUUGCGAUUGUUGAUUUAGAGACCACGGUCAAUUGGUCAUGGUUCUUGCACGAACUUGGGAAGGUUGUGGAUGGUAAGCGUCAAAUUACUUUUAUUUCGGACCGUAAUCUUGGUUUGUCAAAAGCGAUGCCGAAGGUGUUCUCAUCGGUUCACCACAGUUAUUGCUUACAACACUUGAAGAAUAAUUUAAGAGACCAGAUGAAGGGAAUUGAUAAUGGAUUUAAGGACCACCUGGUUAGUAGUUUGUGUGACUAUGCUUACGAGCCAACUGUAGUAGGGCUCUAUGAAAAGCUUGAGAAAUUAAAAGAGGAUGAUUAA